Guillardia theta CCMP2712 is the source of this 1248-nucleotide messenger RNA. RefSeq lists its product as hypothetical. The transcript is spliced from 15 exons. Gene Ontology annotation, molecular function: ubiquitin protein ligase activity. The record is from RefSeq and is a predicted model, not a curated record. The coding region runs from base 1 to 1248 and encodes 415 amino acids. Gene Ontology annotation, biological process: protein ubiquitination. NCBI's taxonomy places the organism in Eukaryota, Cryptophyceae, Pyrenomonadales, Geminigeraceae.
AUGCUCCUGUUGCAAGCGUAUACGACCUUCAGGCUUCAAGAUAUCAACCUGUUGAUCAUCCUACUACUCCUCGCCAUCUUUGGUUGGUUCUGCGAUCUUUGUAGAAGGAUCUUUGAUACCUACGAGCUGAGUGUGGCUGUUGAAAACGGGCAGCUUGUCCGAAUGGGAAACCAACAAACAAGCCUGGACGAACUUCAGACGCUGUGGGAUACUCACAUGCAGCAGGACCUGCUCAGAGCCACCGAAACUCCGACGGGGGCGCCUGUCUUUCAACUGAGUAUCCCGUGGAGCUUGACGAAGAGCAGUAUAAGGAUGACUCAUGACUCUAUCGAGCUCGACUACGAUUCCAACCUUGAAGUCCUCGCUGAGAUGUGCUGGGGAGCGAACGAGGGUCACCUCAUGAAGGUAGUGGACUGCUACAACCAUCCAGGCGCGAUGAUCCGGUCGGGCCGCUCCAAGGGUGCACUCCGGAAGAAGAAGUUUGGCUUCUUCGGUGUGCCCUACACGGCAGUGGACGAGAACGAGAUCGAGCUGUUGAAUUGCUGCGAGCCCGGCGAUGGGCGAUUGGACGACCCGACGUCGCUUCGGGACAUGGGGAGGAGAUGGUCUGAGGUGAUGAAGUUCGAAGUUGGAAGGCGCAGGAGGACCACGAUCCCCUGCCAUAGUUGGAGAGAGUCGGAGAAUCAAACGGAGGGCUUGACAGCUCCGGUUGAAGCACAUGGUGGUGCCAACAUGUCAGGCUUCCCUGCUGCGCUUGUGAUUCGGGUUGCUUCCAUCAAUCAGCAAAUAACUCUGUUAGAUGGUACCAGAGAGAUGCAAGGAGGUAGGAGGAAGCGAGUGACGCAGCAGCAGGGAGGGAUUCUCGUCCAUCUCCUCGAUCGGAAGAGAGACAGAGAGCCUGGUGGGGAGUAUUCAGAGACUCUCCAGGUAGUGAAGAGUGUGGUAUUUACUCCGUCAGCAGCGUACAUCACUCAGGAGAUUUACGGCGAAGAUGAAUCAGCGGAGGAGGAGAACAGUUGUGUGAUCUGCUUGAGCGAACCGAAAGCAAUUACCCUCCUACCAUGCAGACAUUUCUGUGUCUGCAAGAACUGCAUGGAGAGGUUGCAACGAUGUCCAGUUUGCAGGAGUCAGUUCACCAGCUACCUCAAGAUAGAGCAAGCCUCGUCCUCGCCCUCCCCUCAAGACUUCAUGGAGGAGGAGCAGAGCAAGCCGACAGAUCUCGUACAUGGCCUUGACGAGUUCGCCUGA